This is a messenger RNA of Penicillium malachiteum, 996 nucleotides long. Its product is annotated as putative C2H2 transcription factor (Con7). Lineage: Eukaryota; Fungi; Ascomycota; Eurotiomycetes; Eurotiales; Aspergillaceae. The transcript has 5 exons. Gene Ontology annotation, biological process: regulation of DNA-templated transcription. The record is from RefSeq and is a predicted model, not a curated record. The coding region runs from base 1 to 996 and encodes 331 amino acids.
AUGGACAACCGGCCUGCCUCCGAGUACGCACAGUCAGAGACUGCUGCUGCUCCUGCUGCUCACUACAACCACACCCCACAACCCGAGGUUCGCCCUACUCAGUACACCCCCCAACCUGAGGUGCGACCCGCCAAUAUUUCGUCCUCCAACACACCUCAGCCCGAGUACGGACUGAAUCCCCCCGCCGUCUCGAUCACCUGCCUAUCAUCAGGACUAUCUUCCGCGCCCUCAGGAUCCCCAACUCCCGGCCAACAGCCCGACUUAUCCUCCUCCUUACUCUCCCUAUCAGCCUCAGGGUCACGAUAUGCAGUACCAGGGUCACCCCCCCCUCCCCACCAGAUUUACGCGCGCCCGGAUUGGCCACAUGGCUACAGCCAGCAUCAACAUGGCUUGCCAGGUCCUUAUGCCUCUCCUACUACUACGGUUGGUUCCGCCUCCCCUACUACAACCGCAGGGUCACGCCCUGCUGGCCAGGUCUACUCUUUCGUCCCUAUUCCUGGUGCUCAACAGCACAAGCGUCCUCGCCGUCGAUAUGAAGAAAUCGAGCGCAUGUACAAGUGUGGCUGGAAUGGAUGUGAAAAGGCAUAUGGUACUCUGAACCACUUGAACGCGCACGUUACGAUGCAAUCGCAUGGCGCGAAACGUACCCCCGAAGAAUUCAAGGAAAUUCGCAAGGAAUGGAAGGCUCGCAAGAAGGAAGAGGAUACACAGCGCAAGGCUGCUGAGGAGCGGGAGCGUGCUGCCGCCCAGGCUGCGCAAGCUAGCCAGGUUGACGGCCCUCCCUCCGAUCCCCAGGCUGGUCAACCUUCUGCCUACGGCGGUGGUCGCCCUCAGCUUCCCCCCAUUGGCUACCAACCAGCGGAUAGUCAGGUCCCCGGCCAGUACGGUGGUCCUGGCGGUGGCAUUGUCUACCAAAGCAAUGGACAGAUGGGAUACCCUCCCAAUUACCCACAUUCGCCUUACCAGAGCGGACCCGUUUACCAACAACGUGAGUGA